CAAAAGCUGAGGAGCGCAGUGCAGCGGGCGGAUUCCGAGCUCUCAGGCUUUUGAUGUUAGUAACGUAAAGAAUACUUCUCCUCGCUGCAGAGAUUUCUCCCGUGGUGUCUCCAUCUCAUGAUGUUCUUCCAGGCAAUUCUCGUUCUUACGUGCAGAUAUAUGAAUACAGAUAACGUAUUCCAAGAUGUUUCUUCCAAGAUUGUAUAAAGGACAAUCUCACCUGUGUAUUUGGACUUUGCGUCAGCUAUUCUAGUUGGAGUACUUGCAUUAGCUCCAUCAAGGACAAUUGGAAAGUCCAGUUUGGGAUGCAUGCAAACAAGUCAUGUUGAGUGCAUGUACAAACCAAGUAGAUUGAUACUUUGUCGUCAUGUUACUUUAUCCUAAAGCUUGUCUGCACUUCCUCCGUCUAGCUUGUAGACGCUGGUCUAGACUUUUGCUAAUUAUCACUCUUGUUUGUCCUUGUUUUCUUAUCUUCUUAUUCUCAGGGAAGCUAGAAGAAGGCUUCUCAUAUUUUCUUCCACUUCUCAUUUCCAGUCCAUCCCACCCGUCUUCCACUGUUGCCCUACCUCAUCCACUCCCACCUUUGCUCAUUUCACCCUCUAAUGCUUGCUCAAACUCUCCCUUCUUUCUCAUCCUGGUCACCAGCACUCCCUCCCACCUAAAUCGACGAGAUGUCAUCCGGCAAUCUUGGGGAAGACUCUCCACCUCGCUCACACUUUUUCUUAUGGGAGUUCCUGAAUCACAAGAUGAAAAGGCUGCCCUUGUACAAGAGGCAGGGUUUCAUGGAGACAUCAUCCAGGCAGCAUUUGCCGACACGUACCGCAACCUGACAUUAAAGACAUUGGUGGGACUUACAUGGGCGGUGGAGACUUGUAAAAAUGCAAAAUUCCUGCUGAAAACCGAUGAUGAUGUCUUUGUCAAUACACCAUCCUUAUCAGAUUUUUUAAGAGUGAAAAAAGGACCCCUCUAUUUGGGUCGAGUGCACUGGCAUGUAAGUCCUACAAGGGAAACAUAUAACCGCCAUUAUACCUCAAAGGAUGAAUACGCAGGUGAUUAUUUCCCUCCAUAUUGCAGCGGUACUGGCUACAUCUUGUCUCAGGAAGCAGCUGUACUCAUCUUACAGGAACAGGGACGGGUUCCAUUGCUUUCUCUGGAGGAUGUAUAUGUUGGAAUACUGGCAAGUUAUGCAGGCAUAUAUCCCCAACACAGUGCAAGGAUUGCAGGUUCCAUGACGAUACCACAUCAGGAAUGCUGCUACAGAACCAUGUACACCUCACACCAUGUUACCCCUCAGGGGAUGUCAGAGGCAUGGGCUAUGCUAAGCAAGACAGAGAAAGAAUGGUGCUUAGUAGCUCUGCUUCGUUGCAGGAUUUUAGGCACGUGGUAGGAUGCUGAGCAGAUGGGGGUGAUCAUCUUGGACAGCAGAACAUAAGGGAUGGUAGUCUGUGGAAUCAAGAAGAGCAUACAUAUCCAGGACUCUGCAGGCAGUGGCUGGUCUUAUGCACUCAACAAGGGUAUUGACUUCCGUCCGGAUAGAAAUAAUGCACAAUAAUGUAAAUCUGUUACUGUUGGUGCUAAGAAUAGUGCAGUGAUGACUAACCCACAUGUUGGAGAACUGCCGGUCCCACGAUGGUCAGACACUUUUUUGGCCUUGGCGUCAUGGGAAAUAUAGUUCACCACACUUCGCAAUGGCUGGAAUAGCAAAAUGUUUAAUGGAUUGUUAGAAAACACCCAGGCUCCUUAGCAAGCUGCUGGCAUGGAUUUACUGGAGUUCUUUAACAAAGGCUGAAACACUGCACAUUAUCUGAACUUCAGCAGACAUUUUACAUUUGGGUUUAUUCACUGGACAGUGAAUGGUGGUGAUCUGUAAAUAAACUUUAUGCCAAUAUAAGCUUUGAAACAUACUCAAACCUAGGGGGCCAUUUGUGUCCUUAAUUUAUUUUGAUAUUAAGUUUGCAAUUAGCCAGUUAAAUAAUAAGCCCCUUAAACAUUAUUUAUAUAGUGCCAUCAAAUAUCCGCAGCGCUUUACAAUGGGUGGACGAACAGACAUGUAGAUGUAACCAGACAAGUUGGGCACACAGGAACAGAGGGGUUGAGGGCCCUGCUCAAUGAGCUUACAUGCUAGAGGGAGUGCGGUAAAAUAACACAAAAAGCUAAGGCUAGUAAAAAAGGGACACUCCAGACUCCCAUUGGAGUGGUCUGGGUGCCAACUCCCACUUCUCUUAACCCUGCAACUGUAAUUAUUGCAGUUUUCAUAAACUGCAAUAUUUAACUUGCAAGGUUAACUACUCCUCUAGUGGCUGUCUACUAAACAGCCACUAGAGGGCACUUCCUGCUUCAUCGCACAGGUCUUCUGUGCUAGAGUGUUGCUGGACAUCCUCACGCUAUGUUCCCCAUAGAAAAGCAUUGAAAAGCAUUUUCAUAGCUUACCUAUGGAGAGCUCUAAUGCGCAUGCGCAUUAGGUCUCCCCA
This is a messenger RNA of Pelobates fuscus (common spadefoot toad), 2471 nucleotides long. RefSeq names its product beta-1,3-galactosyltransferase 4 (gene B3GALT4). The record is from RefSeq and is a predicted model, not a curated record. The transcript is spliced from 2 exons. Lineage: Eukaryota; Metazoa; Chordata; Amphibia; Anura; Pelobatidae. Gene Ontology annotation, molecular function: N-acetyl-beta-D-glucosaminide beta-(1,3)-galactosyltransferase activity. Bases 368 to 1387 code for a protein of 339 amino acids. Gene Ontology annotation, cellular component: Golgi membrane.